UGUCGAAGGUGCCACGUUCUCUGCAUGCAAGCGGCUCUCCUCUCUUUAUAAUCUCACUCUUUCUCAUUCAUCACACAAACAAAAUCACAAGUGAGGUAAAGGUAAAGCUCUCAAAUUUAUCUACAAUGCCAGGCCUUACCAUCGGAGACACCAUUCCUGACCUUCAUGUUCAAACCACUCAAGGCAAAAUCGAGCUUCAUGCCUUCUGUAAGAAUGGUUGGACCGUCCUCUUUUCCCACCCAGGUGAUUUUACCCCGGUUUGUACCACUGAGCUUGCCAAAAUGGCUCAGCAUUCCAGUGAGUUUUAUAAAAAAGGAGUGAAAUUACUGGGUUUAUCCUGUGAUGAUGUUGAAUCUCACAAUGAGUGGAUCAAAGACAUUGAAGCCUACAUUUCAGGUUGCAAGGUGGAUUAUCCAAUCAUCUCUGAUCCCAAGAGAGAAAUCAUCAAGGAACUCAACAUGGUUGACCCUGAAGAGAAAGACUCCACCGGAAACCUACCCUCCAGGGCUCUUCAUAUUGUGGGUCCAGAUCUGAAGAUCAAGCUGAGUUUUCUGUAUCCUGCUACUACUGGGAGGAACAUAGAUGAGGUGCUGAGGGUGAUAGAGUCCUUGCAGAAGGCCUCUCAGUUCAAGGUUGCAACACCAGCGAACUGGAAGCCAGGGGAGUCUGUUGUGAUUUCUCCUAGUGUCACCAACGAGCAAGCCAAAGACAUGUUCCCUCAAGGCUUCGACACAGUCGAUCUCCCAUCCAACAAGGAAUAUUUGCGUCUCACCAAAGUUUGAUUUCCUCUAACAGCGAGGACGAUACAACCUUGUUUUCAUUUCAUGUAUUUUCUGUUUGGUUCAGUGUCUGUUUGUCGUAUCUUUUCUUCACCACAGCAAUUAUCUCGUGCUGUAGCUAUCUGCUUGUUAUCUUUUGUUCACUGCAGCUAUGUCAUACCUCCACCAUGUUUCUUUUAAUUUUAACUAUUUUGUUUUAA
Vigna unguiculata (cowpea) is the source of this 979-nucleotide messenger RNA. RefSeq names its product 1-cysteine peroxiredoxin 1 (gene PER1). The record is from RefSeq and is a predicted model, not a curated record. NCBI's taxonomy places the organism in Eukaryota, Viridiplantae, Streptophyta, Magnoliopsida, Fabales, Fabaceae. Gene Ontology annotation, cellular component: mitochondrion; cytosol. Gene Ontology annotation, molecular function: peroxiredoxin activity. Gene Ontology annotation, biological process: cell redox homeostasis; cellular oxidant detoxification.